AUGCGUAGUCCUCAUGCAAACGUUGUGACGAUAAGAUUGCGCGAUCACGAAGGUAACCUGGCUUUGUCAACAACACACGGCGAUAUGCCGGCGGCUCUUCAUGCUGUUGAACAAAGCCGCUCGUGUGCUCCUAUUCUGACAUUCUUGGGCCGAACAAGCCAUUUCAAGUUGUCUGUGGUGCUUUGGUCGCUACCAAAGGUUCAACGUUUGUCAAGCUGA
Messenger RNA from Plasmopara halstedii, 219 nucleotides. RefSeq lists its product as uncharacterized. The transcript is spliced from 2 exons. The record is from RefSeq and is a predicted model, not a curated record. The coding region runs from base 1 to 219 and encodes 72 amino acids. Lineage: Eukaryota; Oomycota; Peronosporomycetes; Peronosporales; Peronosporaceae.